AUUUAUUAUUUCGCGUAAAUCUAAAUAAAUCACGAUAAGAUAAGAUAAUAACAUCUUGCAAAAACUUGUCAGCACUUGGGAGUGAUGCUUACGGAUAGAAGAGAGAUAAUUCUGGUUUUUGGCUUGGAUCAUCUUAGAUCGAUGUAGCACGCUGGUGGUGAGUAGCAUGGUUGCUGUGAUCAAGUCUCUUAUCACGCUACUCAAUUACGAGGUUAGAACGAGAGUACCGAUAAGGAGCGAGAAGUAAAGGUUUCUGGUGAUCCGCGUGGACGUUGGUGGUUGUUCAUAUUAAUAGUGAGCUAUGAAGCAGUGGCAGCGUGUUUCCUUUAUUCUGUGCAUAUUCGGGUUCCUGAAAGAUUUCCGACCGAGUGAACCGUUUGUGUUUGAGUUUCUGACCGGUCCGCGGCACAACUUAACGGUUGAACAGGUGGUACAGGAUGUACUUCCUGUCGGGACGUAUUCCUACAUGGCGCAGCUGGUGGUGGCGUUCUUGAUAACGGAUUACUUUCGCUACAAACCUUUGAUCAUAGUGUCCGGAUUGGCCGGGACCGUUGUGUGGAGCUUGUUUGUGUGGUCCAGUUCGCUAGGGGCAGUUCAGGUCCUAGAGGUGUUCUAUGGGACGUACCUGGCUGCCGAGCUUGCAUAUUAUGCGUAUAUUUACGCUAGGGUUGAUAGGAAACACUACCAGAAGAUCACUUCAUACAUUCGUUCGGCAACCCUAGCUGGACGGUUUCUGGCGUCGGCUGCGUCACAGAUGUUUAUUUACUUUGGAAUUACCGACUAUCUAGGACUGAACUACAUCUCGCUGGGAGCACAACUCUCGAUCACGGCGUGGUCAUUUUUGCUACCCCCAGUGCCUGCAAGCAUGUACUUCCAUCGUCGGGAGGAGCCCUCGGAAGAGCAAAUCGAGCUCAAAUCGGACAAGCAUCAAUCUGAUCCAGAGUCAAUAUGCAACCGAGCUACUACUCUUCUUUGGGCUCACUUCAAGUGCGCCUACACAAACUUUACCGUCAUACGAUACAGUCUAUGGCAGGCGGUAGCAGUAUGCUUCAUGAAUCAAAUAAUUUCGUAUGUACAAGGCCUGUGGUCCACCAUUGGUGGACCAGACACUGUACUCUGGAAUGGAGCAGUCGAAGCUGUCUUAACUCUAAUGGGUACCCUGGUCACACUGUUAGCAGGAUUCGUCCCCCAGAAAUACCUCAAAUUGCACAUCACCAUCCCUUGCCUAUCGAUGAUCGCAAUCCUAGAAGGCUUUGCAAUAUUCAUGGCAACGGUAACCUCAAAUCUGACCGUUUCCUAUGUCGGCUACAUAAUGUUCGGCAUUCUGCACUGUUUUGCGCUCACGCUCGUCACCUCGGAGAUCGCCAAACAUAUCUCCGAUGACAGCUUUGCGCUGAUCUUCGGCAUUAACACCACGGUGGGCUUGAUGAUGCAAUCUAUACUCACCCUUGCCGUGGUGGAUAACGACGGUGGUUUCGCACUGGACAUCCGCGGACAAUUUACCGUGUACAGCUGCAUCUUUUUUGCCAUUGGACUGCUGUAUGCCAUAUUCUUGGUAGUCGAACUGUUUAGCCGAAGCAAACCGGAAGCGAAACAACCGGAAUGAGCAGUAGCUGAUCAGAGUAUGAAAUUAUGGGCAAAGAAGGCAUUCAUGUUUACAAAUUAAUCGUUCCUGAAGGAUGUCAACCACCAGACGUGAACCCUGGUCUCAAUGCACCACGUUAUAGUGCUGGCGACAACUCUCUGAUGAGACAACGAUACUUCAUUUCCAUGCUCCUUCCUUCAUACGAAUCGGUAAAACUCGACCUUCUCCAAUUUGCAUGACACUUCGCAAUAUGCUUUGUUAUGGACAAUAAUUCACAUUUUUGCAAAAAAUCGGCCAUUUUGGAUCUUGCAAUUGUUUUCAAAAUGGCGUCUUUUACAUUUCUCAAUAAACUGUAGCACGAAAAUGUCACUUCUGAUCGAAUGACGUCUGAGACAAAGCUAAAUAGAUAAAUAAAGUUUUUCUGGUAAAAAUAUAAACAGUAUUUGCUUUUUUUAUACACGGUUUGUUUUGAAGAGACAUUUAUUUUUA
Ochlerotatus camptorhynchus is the source of this 2074-nucleotide messenger RNA. Its product is annotated as folate transporter 1-like. The transcript is spliced from 2 exons. The record is from RefSeq and is a predicted model, not a curated record. Bases 302 to 1606 code for a protein of 434 amino acids. Lineage: Eukaryota; Metazoa; Arthropoda; Insecta; Diptera; Culicidae. Gene Ontology annotation, cellular component: plasma membrane. Gene Ontology annotation, biological process: vitamin transport; transmembrane transport. Gene Ontology annotation, molecular function: vitamin transmembrane transporter activity.